GUAUUAUGCAGAUUAUGUACCUGAAUUUAUCGAGGUUAUAAAAGGGUUUAAAAAGUUACGCCUAUUGAGCUUAUGCAAUAAUUUUGAUUUUAGUAAAUCGCCUGAUGCAUUUGAUAGCUUGAUACACCUCCGCUACCUAUCACUUCCACGAUAUUUCGUUGGGAACAAAAGUAUUGAAUUUGAUGGCUUGACCAACUUGGUCAAUUUGCGUUCAUUAGAUGUUUCCGAUGAAGUGAUACAAAAAAUUCCUUAUAUUAGCAAAUUACCCUUCAUCCACAAUUUACAAAAUUUUAUUGUCCGAGAGGAGAGUGGUUACAAAAUCGGUGAACUAAAGAACCUCAGGGACCUUCGUCGCCUGUGUAUUAGGAAACUUGAAAAUGUGAGGAGUUCUGAAGAAGCCUUUGAGGCCAAGUUGAAUGAGAAAGAAUAUCUCAAAUCACUAUCAUUGGAAUGGUCUGGAGAUCGCUCCAAUAGUGCAGAAGCGGAUGAGCAGCUCCUCGAUAACCUUUGCCCUCAUAUCAAUCUCAAGAAAAUGUGCAUCAAACAAUACCAAGGUGCUAAAUCUCCAUGUUGGAUGGCAAAUCUAUCUCUUAUCAGUUUGACAUCCAUCAAUCUGAUUCAUUGCAAAGGAUGGGAGCACCUCCCGCCUCUUGGGCAGUUUUCUUCGCUCCAAUAUCUUCGCUUGUGGGGACUGCAUGCAAUAAAGCAAAUAGAUUGUUCAUUCUUUGAAAGCAGCAAUGGAUGUGCCUUUCCAUCAUUGAAGAAGUUAAUCUUUGAUAGCAUGCCUAACUUGGAGGAGUGGAUCGGAGUAGAUGACGGCUGCAUGUUUCGUAAACUUCAUUCUAUGAGUAUUUUUGACUGCCCUAAUUUGAGGGAAAUUCCUACUCUGUCUUAUAGUCUAAGACAAUUGACUAUUUCAAAUGUCGGAUUGACUGCUCUUCCAACAAUAAAUCAGGAUUACACAGACAACAAUUGGCAAGAACAUUCACAGGGUCUUGAAAGCUUAGUCAUCGAACGAUGUGAGAAGCUCGAAUAUGUUCCAACAGAAUUUUUUCAGAAAUUCAACAGUCUCAAAGGGCUGCGCAUAAAAGAGUGCCCGCAGUUGACAAAACGUGGGAUCUCAGACAUCCAACUGCCCUCUGUACUCAAUGAGCUCACUAUUGGGUCAUGUGGCGACCUUGAGUUGCCAUUGCUCCAGUUAUUACCAAAUUUAACCUCUCUUACUGAGUUGAAAUUAGUCGAUUGCGCAAGCAUAACAUCCCUUCCCCAAGCACAAGUGUGUGCACAGUUGACGAUGCUUUCCAGCUUAGACAUAUACAACUGCAAAGAACUGUCAUCAUUUGGGGGAAUACAAGCUCUCGUAUCCCUCCGUUGUUUACAAAUUCAUAGGUGCGACAAGCUACUUGAAGUCGCCCUGCUGCUGCAGCCUCCUCCGUUCCCAAACGAUGCCGGCCGAAAAAAGAAUGCACUACUCAUGGACUGCUUUUUGAAGAAUGGCGACCUAUAUAUUGACCACCCCGCGCUCCUGCUCAUGGAGCCAUUGAGAAGUCUCUCCUCCGUCAGCACGUUGAUUUUUUCUGAUGCUUCGGGACUCACCAGCUUACCUGAGGAAUGGCUACUGCAAAAUCACGCUGCCCUCAAACAUUUACUAGUAAAGAAUGCAAGCUCUCUUCAGUCCCUCCCCCAGAGCAUGACAAAACUGUGCUCCCUCGAGUUUUUACAAGUACGGAAUGCUAAUCUCAUCCGGUCUCUUCCAGAUCUGCCUACUUCACUAAGUAGUCUACACAUCACCGGGUGUCACCCUGUGUUGGAGGAGCGAUGCCAAGAGAAUGUAGGCCUUGAUUGGCCCAAGAUUGCCCGCAUCCCUCUUAUGUAUAUUAUAGCAAAUCUCGUUACCUUGUCAUAAGCUUGUUUUGUCGUGUCUAUUAUCCAAGGAAGCAGGUUAAUUUGACAUCUGGAAUAAAUUUCGUGAGAGAUGCUAUCAGAGCAAUACGACUCAGCACAAGGGGAGAAUAAAGGCUAUGCUACAGCAAGCAUCAACAUGCAACCACAUCCUGCGGUAUCUUACAUUUACUUUCUUUACACUUUUAAACGAACUUUAGAUUCAUUUUGCAUCGAUUGUCCAAAAAGACUGAAGUAUUACUGCUUAUGUUCUAUGUUAAUUUGGUGGUGCAAAAACCAAUUUAAGACUCUUAUCGAUUUCUCUAUAUAUAGGAAUGUAAUAAGACCAGAGUAAACCGCCUAUGUAUUUGUAUUUUCUUUUUGUUCUCAGUGUUGUAUGAAUUAAAAACACCUCCUAUUAUUAUAGCCUAUGGAUUUCGUCCUUGUUACGAAGGAUGGUUAAAGUUUUA
Messenger RNA from Ananas comosus (pineapple), 2351 nucleotides. RefSeq names its product putative disease resistance protein RGA3. The transcript has 4 exons. The record is from RefSeq and is a predicted model, not a curated record. Lineage: Eukaryota; Viridiplantae; Streptophyta; Magnoliopsida; Poales; Bromeliaceae. Bases 533 to 1906 code for a protein of 457 amino acids.